AUGCUCGAGCACGAGGUGCCCAAGGUCAAUGGCAUUCCCAAUGCAAGGGACAGCAGUGGAGGGGCAGGCACAAAAGCCAAUGGUGUCUUCAGCGAGGAUGAUACGGUUGAGCACGUAGAUCUGGAGGAGGAGAAAGCUGCAGAAUCGAACACCACCCCUGAGAAAAAUGAGGAGCAAGAAGAAACCCCGGAGAAAGCCCCAAGCGUCGAGAAGAAGCCUGUUUUCAGUCCCCACACGCAGUUGCUCAAAACAGAGGCGGGCAUCAAUGGGAACAAGAUCAAAAGAAAGAGGGACAGCGCUGGGGACAUAGCGCAGAGCAUGGAUAAGUUUACUGAGGUGUAUGCAAGCAUGGGGAUGAACAUGUUGCAGCUCCAGAGAGACAUUGCAAAAGAUAAAGCAGAUCGGGACAUCAAGCUCGCAGAGCUGGAGAUGAAGUACAGGCAGCAGCAGUCUGGCAAUGGCAAUGCUUAA
Molecule: messenger RNA, 471 nt
Organism: Klebsormidium nitens
Lineage: Eukaryota; Viridiplantae; Streptophyta; Klebsormidiophyceae; Klebsormidiales; Klebsormidiaceae
Source: the annotation of a GenBank genome assembly